Molecule: messenger RNA, 297 nt
Organism: Fulvia fulva
Lineage: Eukaryota; Fungi; Ascomycota; Dothideomycetes; Mycosphaerellales; Mycosphaerellaceae
Exons: 1
Coding region: 1-297 (98 amino acids)
Molecular function (GO): oxidoreductase activity
Source: RefSeq, a predicted model, not a curated record
AUGGAGCCCACCAACCUCACCACCAAGAUCAACUACUAUCAUACCCCUCCUCCAGGCGAGCCCGAUAUGCCGCAUACCGUCAUGGCCGCACGCACCAGGCGCAAGAAAUACGACCCGCAUCCCACCAAGAUCCAUAACCUCCGCCUGGUGGAGAACAAAUUCAACCUCGAUGUAAAUGGUUUUCAAUACGUCAAAGAUUGUCCCAGCUGUGAGAGGAAGUGGGAUGAUGAUGAUAGGAUCAAGGAGAGGGUCUAUCCGGAGUUUGAGAUGUUGUUGCGGAAAAGGCAUGUGGAAUGA